GACGUUUGUCUCUUCCGCGCUGCGUGCGGGAGGCGUCCGGUUGAAGCUGCCUUUGGGGGGUCUUGGGACUUUCUUCGAGGACUUCUCUUUUUUUUCCCGGGCAGAAGUAGGAUCCGUUAAGUAAGCCGUUACCAUGGCGAUGCAAGCGGCGAAACGCGCUAAUAUCCGUCUCCCCCCUGAAGUCAACCGAAUAUUAUAUAUCAGAAACUUACCAUACAAAAUCACAGCUGAAGAAAUGUACGACAUUUUUGGAAAAUAUGGACCUAUACGGCAAAUCAGAGUAGGAAAUACUCCUGAGACCAGAGGAACAGCUUAUGUAGUAUAUGAGGAUAUCUUUGAUGCCAAAAAUGCUUGUGAUCAUCUGUCAGGAUUCAACGUGUGCAACAGAUAUCUUGUCGUCUUGUACUAUAAUGCAAACAGGGCAUUCCAAAAGAUGGAUACAAAGAAAAAGGAAGAACAACUCAAACUUCUGAAAGAAAAAUAUGGAAUAAACACAGAUCCACCAAAAUAAGACUGUUAAACAUCUUGAGCAUCUGGCUCUUCUGGACAUUUCUUAAUAUCCCAUUGAUGUUUCUAGGCUGAGCUCCCAAGAUAUGCCCAUCUAGUUUGAAGUACAGGCAUUUAUAGUUUUUUGAUUUACUGUACUGGUAAUCUCAGUUUUGGAUUGACUCAUCGGUCAUAUGUAACUAUAAUGGCAAGGACUUUAAAAUUAAAUUAGUCAUGGGGUACGGCUGUUGAAGUUUUCCA
Molecule: messenger RNA, 747 nt
Organism: Pogona vitticeps (central bearded dragon)
Lineage: Eukaryota; Metazoa; Chordata; Lepidosauria; Squamata; Agamidae
Gene: SF3B6
Product: splicing factor 3b subunit 6
Cellular component (GO): nucleus; cytoplasm
Molecular function (GO): mRNA binding
Source: RefSeq, a predicted model, not a curated record